UGGAGUUGGUAAAUCAAGUAUAGUUCAAAGAUUUGUGAGUGAUACAUAUUAUGAAUCCAUCCCUCCGACGAUAGGUGCCUCAUUUAUGUCAAAGACGUUAGCAGUUGAUGAAAAAAUGUACAAAUUUCAAAUAUGGGAUACCGCAGGUCAAGAAAAGUAUCGAGGUUUAGCACCCAUGUAUUACAGAGGGGCUGCAGCAGCAAUAGUGGUCUAUGAUAUCACAAGUCAAGCAUCAUUCAGUAAAGUACGAGACUGGAUCAGAGAACUGAGGCAGCAUGGACCAGAGAACAUUGUUAUAUCAGUAGCAGGGAACAAAUGUGAUUUAGAAGAUUUAAGAGAGAUUCCAGUGAGGAUCGCAGCAGAAUAUGCAGAAGAGGUUGGAGCUGUUUUUACAGAAACAAGUGCCAAGACAGCAGCAAAUAUAAAAGAAUUGUUCAUUGCAAUUAGUAAAAAGCUCCCACCAGAAGUUUUAGUACCAGGUUACGGCACAGACACAAUUAACCUGAGGAACCAGAAAGAAAAGAAAAAGAGGGGUCGAUGCUGCUGACCCCAGCCAAAGGUCAUCAGAGGUCAUAGGUCAAUUCUUAGCCUGCCAUGCUUUCGUGAUCACCAGACACACCUGUGUAAUCGCCUGCUGCCCUCGUGUGUUGCUGCUGCCACGAAGACUAUCCCUAUAAGGAUGUGUUUGUACUUCUUAUUUGAAGACAGAUUGAGCAUUUUGAAUGCACAUGGGAAACGUUCAGUCUUGCAGUUUAUAAGAUAACUGAUUUCAGUUGACGUAUCUGGGCUUGACAGAGCCAAUCAAUAAUGCAUUGUGCAGUAAUGUUCAGGAGCAAUAAGCGCAAAGUUUGAAAUGAACCUUCAUACAAACAUGCUUGAUAGUCAUGUUGCUUAUAUGCCUCCCUAGAAACUACAUUGUGAACUUUGUUUGCAAACACAGUCAUAAACUUUGUUUGAAAUUGGAUUUUAUUACUUAGGACAAAACCGCUUUUUGCUUUGGCCAUGUUUUCUUGUUUUCAAAGCUCCCAUUGAGCCCCCCCCCCCGCAAAAAAGGAUUUACGCACAUUGUACCCUGAAUAUGUUUCUUGAAGUGCCUUUAGAUUCCCAUUUCCAUGCAAACUGUUAAUCUGAUGUCAGCUGGAAGCUGAUUGUGCCUGCAGUGGUGGAGUCGAUAGUACAAGAAAAAUGCAUUAGAGUGGAGGUCAGCAUUUUAUUUUGGAUUUGUAGAUCUGAGGGAUUGCCUUUCAAAAUUUUGGAGUAAAGACGAGUGUUAUUACAAGGCAGGCAAAUGAUUUUUAAUGGAUGCUUAUGUUGAAAGAGGCAGAGUUCAAAAUCUAGAGCAGUUUUUCUUUUAAAAAAAGUAGAAGUCUUUCUUGCCCAAUAUGUGUGACUUUUCAUGAUCUACAUGUGUAACAUGACUGAAAUACGCAGCCAAUCAACAUACACAAAGGCGACUUAUAAUUAUUAUGAUAUUUUUACUCUGCUCUUGAAAUGUUGUAGCCUUUUUUUCUAACCAAUGACUUAGUUUUGUAGUAGAUGGAUUGCAUUAAGGUAUAAAAAAGUCUUCAUUCCUCUAUUAUUACAGAAAUUUCAAACUAUACAAAAUAUUUGAAUUCAUUGUUAGCAAUUUUAGAUCAUUGUGUUUACAAAUAGGCAUAACAUUUUUGCGAGCAUCGGAAGAUGAUGCGCUAAAAAGGAUUUAAUGUCCUCCCCCCCUUCCCUUGCCUGUAUACGCCCUUGUUUGGAUAUCUUUCUGAUCAUAUGUGCAUCUGUGGUAUAGCUGUGGAUUCUUGACACUCUAAGGUUAUUUUUCUAUGGGCCCUUUUGACCAGAUAUUGGAUGUUAACUUCGGUAAUCGUUAAAAGUGCAAUAUCAUCCACAGAAGUGUAGAUUCGUGACUAUGACUGCAUUUCAUUGAAUUGCAGUUCCUCUUUUGUCAUUAUCUCAUCACUGACUCUAUAGUAAGAUGUAUCUUGUAAACAGCAUAGGGGAAAUCACACAACCCUGCCUGACCCUUUGGAUGUUUUCAACCAAUAAGUCAAUUCACUGUUGACUCCUGCUGCCUAGAUGAAUUCAUAUUGAGAGCUUUGAUGAGAUUGGGUCAACUAUUGGAGAAGCCAAAUUCCAUUGGUGUUUCCAAACUAUAGGCUUGGGAGACUAAAUAAACAAACUUGUUCAAAGUUGAUGUAUUAAUGUUUCAUUCUCUGGGGUUUUCCUAAUCUCCUUGUCAUAUUUAGCUGAUCAUUUGUAGUUCUUCCGGGUUAGAAAUGUUGCUUUAGUCAAUUUUCAUGAUUUUUCUCAGCUUCAGUUUUUACAUGAAUGCAUAAUUAGUUAUCUGUGUGAGACAGAAAGUAGGAAAAUAUUUUAUUCACUUUGCUUUCCCCAUUUCAAGGCUGGUUAUGUUUUCUUCUAGAGAGAGAUAGUUUUCUUGAAAGCAUAACACAAUAAAUGAUUGUGUCAUCCCCCACUUUAAUGGCAUCUAGUUACGACUUUGAAACGAGGGCUUCAUCUUACAAAAAGAUAGGAUUAAUGCAAUCGAUCUCAAGUAUGGCAAGUCAGCAACAUCAUCAUUUGACAUAUAUCAUUUAAAGUAUUCUAGUAAUAUGUACAACUCUCAUGCAUGAGUCAUUCUUCUUCAAAUCAGUUUGCUCUCUUGUGUUCAUAUAGAACCGUAUAUACACAUGAAGUAUCCUUGAUGAAGAAUUAUGACAGAGACGGCUUCCCAUAUUGAUGAAUGUUUGGAGGGGUUUUCAACUUUUUUAAAGGUGGCCUUUUUGUAAUCCCUCUUGUUUUUAUUUUGAAUUAGUUUUCAAAACAGGUGAAAUCCUUUUGGUAUACAAAUUAUGCGCAGAUGUGAGUGCAUCGGUAGGUUUUGUGAGCAUAAGGUAACUAUGGAACUGUUAAACCCACACAAGGCGCAGCCGAUUGGGUUUAGACAAGUUUCCAGAGUUACUGCAUGCUCACUUGUCCUAUUGAUGCCUUAACAAAACUGUGUAUCAUUUGUUUUAUAGAAUGGUGAAUUUUUUUGGCUAAAAAUCGAUUUUAUUACCACCAUGCAUAAGUAAUUACCAAUGUAUGGCUAGUCAUCAAUCCGGUAAAUUUGCCAUGCAUAAGUAAUUACCUAUGUAUGGCUAGUCAUCAAUCCGGUAAAUUUGCCAUGCAUAAGUAAUUACCUAUGUAUGGCUAGUCAUCAAUCCGGUAAAUUUGCCAUGCAUAAGUAAUUACCUAUGUAUGGCUAGUCAUCAAUCUGGUAAAUUUGCCAUGCAUAAGUAAUUACCAAUGUAUGGCUAGUCAUUAAUCCGGUAAAUUUGCCAUGCAUAAGUAAUUUCCGGACGCAUGGCUGGCCAUGUGACAGUAUACAAAUAGCGAAUAGGCAUGAGUGCGAUGGUGCGAGAUUUCGCAUGAGGUGAAAGAAAGAUGCUCUAUUCAACGAGGCGUUAGCCGAGUUGAAUAGAGCGUUUCUUUCUUUCACCGAAGCGCAAUGAAUUAAAUCGUAUUGUGACGUCACCUCCUAAACCCGUGCAACGGUACAUUUUGGACGGUACAUUCUGGAUGGUACGUCUUUUGUGCAAUGGUACGAAUGUUUGACAUUCAGCCUCCCAUUUGCUCGCGUACAACAAGCUAAGUAGGCGUUGUACAAUCAUUACUUAUGCAUGAUAGCCAUUCUAUUAUAGUUUUUAACAGGUCCGAGGGGCUGUUUUAUAAAACCUUUUCAUAAGCUACACAUGACUGGUGACCCAUUAUUGUGUAGAAUGAUACACCCCCAACUGACAUUGCACCUAAGAACCUGUUCCAGUUGUUUGUAAAGUCAUGCAUAACUUUACAAAGAGCUUUUUGAAAGUCCAACCAGCAAACUUUCCAAGACUGGGCUGAACAGUUAUUUUUAGAACACAGAAACAUGUCAGUGGUAUUUGAUGAUUAGGAGGGGAAAAAAUGGUUCAAAUAUCUUCCCUUUCCUUGUGCCUUGUACAUAUAUACAUAGUAUUAAAAGAUCUUUAUAUAAAUAACAUUUGUAUCUAUUUCAACCUGUACAUUGCAAUCAUUAGCUCAAUUCUAUAUAUAUGCGUUUUUAGAGUGAAUGUGAAGUAUGCGUUUGAUCAUAUUCAUACUUCAAACAAAUUAUCUGUAGAGGUGAUUUGAAAUGUAAUCCAUAUUGAUGUUGUAAGGUGCUCAAGUAAUCAUGUGUGCAAAAAAUAUUUUUCCCUUGUAACAAAAUAUGUUUCUGUUUGAUUAUCUAACAUAGUAAAUCAGUAUUCAAUUCUAUUUUUACAUUCUUGGAGGAGAAAAUUUGAAUUAUAAUAACCACAACGAAUAAGUGAGGAUAUGACACCAGCAGCUCGCUUGUUGCAUAUUUGUGAGGAUAUUUAGAGAACCGUUUCACUGACAACAUGCAAAACUUUGAAUUGUCAUAACUUUGUUAUUCCGUGUCCAAUUCUGGUGAAUUUUUCUGUGAGUUUUUCUAAUUUUACUCCAUCUCUUCAAAUCAAAUAGUACAAAGUAAUUGUUGGAUUUGCAAUUGAUUUCAUUAUUUGUAUCCUUCGCAAAAUGUUCAAAUGCCAAUAAAAAUCAACCAUACAGACAGGUGUAAGACGGGUUUAGAUGUCACAUCUGAUUUAUCUGUACGGAGAUGGCUGUUAGAAAUGAAUGAGUAUUUAUUGCCAUCCAUUCAUACUGCCUUUUGUCACCCACUCUUAUGUGUGUAUGUAUUUGUCACCAACCUAACUAAAAAGGUCGACUACUCUAGAAUGAAAAAAGUUACAGAAUUAGGGGCCUACACGUCGAUAUGAAGUUAUAUUUUUUAUGUGAUUUUGUUUGUAAUUUCGCAUCUGAAAAUAGGAUUCGAAUUUCUCAUUGUAUUUAGAUAUCAGAUAUUUCUCCAGUUUUGUUAAAAGAACCCACCAAUUUUCAAAUACCAACAGUGGCAUACUAUGACUUAUUAAUUAUUUCUUUACUUUGUUUUACACAGAGUUGUUUGAUAGCAGAAUGCCAGAGUUUGAUGUCAUAUCAACUUCCAAAUAUAUAAUUGUGAUAACUGUUAUCUUGGAGUAUAUAUUUAUUUCAGAUGACUGAGAAGCUGAAUUCAUUCUAAAAGUAGCCAUUUCAAUUAAUAAAACAUAACAUAGAUGAUAUAUUUAUAUGAUAACUACCUGUAGUUGUUUUCAUGUCUACAACAUUUGUUGGUCCUGAUUUAACAAAGCAAACACAUUAUGUUUAUGUUAAACAUGGCAUGUUAGAAUAUGUGAAGUAAAUAUACAAAUCAGAUUUUUUUCCUAAUUUAUUGAAUCUUCUUGUAGCAGGAACACAAAUAGAAUUAAAAAGAAAGUCAGAAUAGAAGGAAAUCCAAUAGUUGGCAAAAUAAACAAAUGAAACACUUUAAGGAUUUAAUCUUAUGCAUUUUAUCUCAGGAAGAUAAUAUUUUUUCAUAUUAGGUAAUGAUGAUAUUAGAUUAUAAAAAAAAAUCAUUAUCUGUGUUCUAGCUGCAAGUGAUAUUUACAUUAUUUUGUUUCAAUUGAAAUAGACAAUUCUUAAGGGACUUUGAACUUGAAUACUUUUAAAAGUGGAGUUCAUGUAAUUUUAACCUGUAUAUUUUUUAAUUAUAAGUGUAUUCAUAUUUGAAUGAGAGAAUGAUAUAUUUGUGCAGAAAUAUUGAAUUUGUAUAUUAUGAUAAAUCAAAGGCUGUACAAUCAAUGUUACUUUAGUCAAUCAAAUGGUGCAUCAAACCAAGUAAUUGGGAAUGCAUUAUGAGUUGCUCAUUAUACAUUUAGCUUGUAUAUUGGCUCUUUCUAUUGGUUUCUGAUAAUUUUAGUCAGAACACAUCCCAUCAUGUAGACAUAUGUGCAAGUAAUUAAUUCUUGUUUGAUCAUCCUCCCUGCCCCCGUUAUUUUGAAAAUAAACAAACCCGGACAAUAUCACUGUAGAUGAAAUGGCAUCAAUAGAAAUAUUAUAUACAUCUCGAGAGGAUAUUUCUUCAAGAUAACCUGUUAAUCAUGUUGUCAUGGAAAUAUCUAUUUAAUGAAACGAAUGGUUUUACUCUAUGAUGAUGAUAUUUACAAA
This is a messenger RNA of Lytechinus pictus (painted urchin), 6054 nucleotides long. Its product is annotated as ras-related protein Rab-22A-like. The coding region runs from base 86 to 547 and encodes 153 amino acids. The record is from RefSeq and is a predicted model, not a curated record. The transcript has 5 exons. Gene Ontology annotation, molecular function: GTP binding; GTPase activity. Gene Ontology annotation, cellular component: Golgi apparatus; endosome. Lineage: Eukaryota; Metazoa; Echinodermata; Echinoidea; Temnopleuroida; Toxopneustidae.